Rhizophagus irregularis DAOM 181602=DAOM 197198 is the source of this 591-nucleotide messenger RNA. The record is from RefSeq and is a predicted model, not a curated record. Lineage: Eukaryota; Fungi; Glomeromycota; Glomeromycetes; Glomerales; Glomeraceae.
AUGAAUGAUGGAAUGAAUAGAAUGAAAGUGUGAAAAUUAUAUCUUUUAUUUUAAUAAGUCACUAAUGAUUCUUUUUUUCUUAAUUCCAGUGUUUUUUUUCUUUACACAUACUUUCAUCUGUCAUUAUUCCAUAUCCAAUGAAAUUGCAUGGUUAUAUUUUCUGGUUGAUUUUCUUCAAGAUUUAUUUGUGCUUUAUUCCAUUUAUUUUGUCAAAUUGCUAGGAGAAAUCCAUUUGGUAGGUGUCUCUAAGAAUGGUAAAAUCCUAAUUCCUGGACCCAAAGACCUGGUCCUAGGACCUAGUCUGCAGAUCUUUAAGUCGACCAGAAGUGGACCAGAUCCUACAAAGUCCUUUAUACCGUUUUCAGAUGGCAGUUUUACGAACUGUGAAUUAUGUUUUUGCUGGUUUUUUUAAAAACUUGUUGAGCAAAAAUUUUUUUUGUAUUUUGAAUAUGAUAUAAAAUUAGUAAUGUGCCAAUAUAAUAUAAGAUAUUAAAAGAUGUUUUCUUUUUAAUAUCUGGACUUUAUUCGUAAUUGCUUAAAGCUUUUAAUAAACGGUCCAUUGUUUUACCAUAACUGAUAAGAGAUAGAGUC